Messenger RNA from Trachymyrmex cornetzi, 543 nucleotides. RefSeq lists its product as uncharacterized. The record is from RefSeq and is a predicted model, not a curated record. NCBI's taxonomy places the organism in Eukaryota, Metazoa, Arthropoda, Insecta, Hymenoptera, Formicidae. The transcript has 2 exons. Bases 1 to 543 code for a protein of 180 amino acids.
AUGCUACUUGGUGCAUUAGUAUUCUGGAGCAUUCUACAGCAAGGAAGAAAGCAACAAAGCGAAGAACAACCAGUGUUCCAGAAUACCAAACUCGGAUGGCUGCUGGGCGGAAAACAUACGCCUAUAAGAACAACAGAUACUAAAAUCUGCGUAAUAUCGAACGAGAAUCUGGAUGAGCAAUUAGAGAAAUUCUGGGCAAUAGAACGAUGUGAGCUCGAACGAAAGUUGACUCCGGAGGAACAAGCAUGCGAGGAAUAUUUUGCAGCAACCACUUACCGAGACGAAGAAGGAAGAUUUGUGAUACCUUUACCAUUCAAAGAAGAAGCUCAAAGCAGAGAGAGCAUCCGAGAACAAAGCGGUAAGAAGGCUCCAAACAAUCGAACCGAUAUUUGGAGUUCAUGCAAGAAGGACAUGGUGCACAUGGAGCUAAUACCGGAAAACAAUGAAGAGCCAGCUGUUGUAAACUACUUGCCACAUCAUGGAGUCACAAGGGAGGAGAGCUCGACGACCAAAUUUAGAGUGGUGUUCGACGCCUCCUACUAA